AUGUAUCAGGGCGUGAACGCGGCUGGUCGUUCACUCAUCAGCGGCAAUGGAACUCUGGCCGGUUGGACUCUGUCGCUCAUGAAGGCCUGUAUUCAGCGGUCCUCCAUCACCACCACCAUCAUCUGCCUGUUCCUGCUGCUGCCACCAUGGUGGCUGUCGUUGUGCUGCCCGCCUCUAUGCCCCUCCUGCCGCCGCGAACCAUCCACUAUAAUGUACGCGUCAUCGUUGUCCUUCAAUAGCUUUCUCAGGCAGCCAUCAUCCUUCAUUGACGCGGCAUGGAGUGUGACGACCCUUGCGAUCAGUGUCGCGGCAAUGCCGGUACCUUCCGUACUUGCGUUGUGUCUUAUGAAUACCGUUCGGCCGGUUCUAACCAGAGACGGGCUCUUCGGAGGAGCCUGUUCGAACUGUAUUUGGAAUGGGAAAGGAGCAAAAUGUGCCUACUAUCUCGGUAAGGAGGGGGCUUGGGACCCGUCUGAUGACCUGGUGGUGGCCUUCGGGCCAUAUGCGAGGAACCUCAUCGACGUCUUUUCGAAGCAGGAUUCCGAUACCUUACCGCUGCACCGAGGAGAAUUUGACCACCGAGUCGAGUUGGAACAGGGGAACACUGCACUCGCGUCUGGGUACUGCAAGAAAAUCACCCAGUAUGCCGCCCUGGAGAAAUCCUCGGGCAUUGAAACUGCAAUCACUCGCGGCUUGUUGACCAAGGACAUCCAUCCUAGGGAACAUGAAGGGAUGCAGCUCGGCAUCAAGUGCCACAAUCCCCUUCAGGAGUCGUCCUUCGCUGAACCACCAACCACCUCCAAGUUCUCAUUGCCAAAAUGCCAGGGGGAAGCUCCAACAACUUGUUCGAAAAUGUCAGAAUCCGAAAAGAAUGCACUAAGAGCACAAGGCAACGCCCUGCGAAUCUCGUUGGAGUGCAGCGUCACGAACAGGCACACAGCCAUGAAGGAACUGAUCGAGUCCCUGGCGAGCCUGGGGGAGCGAGGCUACAAUCGGAUUGUGACCUCUCAAGCCUCCUUUAUUGCCGUAAUUUACACUGCAGUUUCUCAACCACAGCCAGCUGCCAACAAUACUGGCUAUAAGGCUGAGGCUGCCAACCUGCGGCAAUGGUUCAAUCGUGCUGCUGAAGGGGUGACCGAUCCCACUCAGCUAAAUGAGUUGAACAUUCUGUAUGAACGACUGAUUGAAGCUAUGCGAAUUAUGCACUAUCAGUCUAACAACCCUGGUCUGGGAGGAGCUACAGGAGCUUCGCCAGCAGCGUCGAGCUCCAACCCAGGAGUCUCAGCUACUCCACCAAGUACCAACAUUCCUUCUUCAGUGCUCGCCACGUGGAGUGCGGAACCUUGUUCACAGUGCUCGAACGGUACAGGCACAUUCCAGUCGUGUGUAUCCGCCCCCGAAUAUGUCGUAAAUGGAAAAGGGAAAAGGAACUGCUGGAUUCGACAGCAGAAGCGUUCCCUGAUCUCGUUACGUCCAGUAGCGACUAGCAAUCGAUUCAUAGAAUACCAUUCUGCGGGACCAAACUUCAAGCAAGAGCUGCCUACAGUGGUCGAUCCCACCAUCCCUGUCGCCGCUGUGGCACCCACACCAGCUCGUCAAUCAACUGAGGUGACUGAUAUCGACCGCCCUCUGCAUUUCAUCCCAUCAUAUAGCGACAUCAGUAUCACCGAGAUCCAAGCACCCUUACCGAGCGACAUCAUACCGAUUGGGACUCUGACUGAGGAUAAUCCGGACCCACACGCAGACGACUGGUCACAAUGA
This is a messenger RNA of Aspergillus thermomutatus, 1761 nucleotides long. RefSeq lists its product as uncharacterized. The transcript has 8 exons. NCBI's taxonomy places the organism in Eukaryota, Fungi, Ascomycota, Eurotiomycetes, Eurotiales, Aspergillaceae. The record is from RefSeq and is a predicted model, not a curated record. Bases 1 to 1761 code for a protein of 586 amino acids.